AUGGUCUAUGGUGCGGUACCAUUUAAUCCAUAUGCUCAUCUAUCAUGUCCUUCUGGUACCCCAAAUACUGCACCAUCUUUUGGCUAUUCACCGAUUCAUCCAAUGGCACCAAUGGGAAUGUUUACAAAUAGUUAUUCAAAUGGAAUGAUUCCACGGAAAAAUCGUAGAGAACGAACAACUUUUAAUCGACAACAACUUGAAAUUUUGGAAAAUUUAUUUGCUACAACACAUUAUCCGGAUGUAUUUACCAGAGAAAAAGUUGCUGAACAAAUACAAUUACAGGAAAGUCGAAUUCAGGUGUGGUUUAAAAAUCGCCGUGCUAAACAACGACAACAGGAAAGGCAAAGACCAAAAGGAUCAAAUGCAAUUACCGAUGCUAGCUCAUCAUCAUAUAGUACUACGAUUACUGCUGGCUUGAAUACUAUACAUCCAGAUUCCAUGAAUAAUCCAAUGAAGGAAGUUUCAGAUGGAACAAAAGAAUCUACAGUAUCAUCAAAAUCUCUGGGACAAUUUGCUAGUGAACCUGAGACCAA
Molecule: messenger RNA, 533 nt
Organism: Cercopithifilaria johnstoni
Lineage: Eukaryota; Metazoa; Nematoda; Chromadorea; Rhabditida; Onchocercidae
Source: the annotation of a GenBank genome assembly